Molecule: messenger RNA, 1140 nt
Organism: Anoplophora glabripennis (Asian longhorned beetle)
Lineage: Eukaryota; Metazoa; Arthropoda; Insecta; Coleoptera; Cerambycidae
Product: sarcoplasmic reticulum histidine-rich calcium-binding protein-like
Exons: 5
Coding region: 1-1140 (379 amino acids)
Cellular component (GO): extracellular matrix
Source: RefSeq, a predicted model, not a curated record
AUGCAUUUCAGCAGUGUAUUAUUUGUGUGCUUUGCUAUCAUAGCAGCAGUCUGGGCAGAUGGUCACGAUGAUGGACAUGGUCAUGGUCAUGACAACGCACAGUACAAAUUCGAAUACGGCAUCAAGGACCCCCAUUCGCACGACAUGAAGGAACAGCACGAGCACAGAGAAGGAAAACACGUCAAAGGGGGAUACAGCUUGAGUGAACCCGAUGGUACCCACAGAAUAGUCAAAUAUAUUUCAGGACCUAAGUCAGGAUUUGAAGCCGUCGUAGAAAGGAAAGGACAUGCCAAACACCCUGCGGUUUAUGGCAAACACCAUAUAAAGGGGGAAGGUGGCACCAGCUAUGUUGGAAUUACCCACUGGGGAAACCAGGGUAAAGAGGAGCACCAUGGAGACCAUGGGCACCACGGAAAGCACGAAGGGACUCAACAAAUCAUGGUAGUCAAGAACGUCGCCAUCCAAUGGGCUAGAGGAGUGGGCUACUUUAACGACUUACAACCAAAAGGGACUGGUUCCAGUGUUAGUGACGAACAGGAGGAACAAAAUGAUAACUCUAGACUAGGAUCCUAUAUGAGCGAAAAUGAAGAAGAAAACGCAAACGGUAGGUUUCGAAGUGACCAGCGAAAACUCGAUGACGUUUCAAAGUACGACAGUUACAGAGCAGCUCAGAAAGAUGAAAAGGAAAACAACGACGGUGAAAUAGAUAAUGCAGAAAACGACGAACGUGGAGAAUACCGUGAAGAAAAUUUAGAGGAAGCUAGUAACGAAGAAGAGGAUGAUAGUGCUAAAGUCAAUAAGUCGGAGAAUGUGAAAGAAGUGGAAGCAGAAGAAAACGAUGAAGAUAGUGGAGAGAAAGAGGAAAUUAAUAAUGAAAACGACAAUGAAGAAAUAAACGAUGACAGCAGUGAGGAAAGCGACGGUAAAGAUAAUGCGAGCUACGAAGAUUCUGAAAAAGAAAUUGAAUUUAAAUGGCCGUUUGGAAAUAAAAUGUAUGAGGAAUACAAAGGAUACGAUGAUUUUUAUAGAAGGAAUGGUUUUGGAAAGUUCGCUAAAUUUGGAAGUUUAGGAGAUCGGACAGGAUUCAAAAGUGGGUCGAAAUUUGGUUGUUUGGAACUCGGCCACGGAGAAUACUGUUAA